UAAAUUACUAAUUUCUAUUAUAAUUAUUGGAGAUCAAAUGGGUAGUAGGAUGAAAAGGGUUUGUGUUUUCUGUGGAAGCAAUGAAGGUUAUAGAAAGAUAUUCAGUGAUGCAGCUCUUGAUCUUGCUACACAACUGGUUGAUCGAAAAAAGGACCUAAUAUAUGGAGGAGGAAGUGCUGGCCUCAUGGGUUUAGUUUCUCAAGCUGUCUUUCAUGGUGGUCGUCAUGUUCUUGGAAUUAUUCCAAGAGCACUAGUUCCAAUUGAGAUAUCAGGGCCUGGUGUGGGGGAAGUGAUGAUUGUAUCAGAUAUGCACGAAAGGAAAGCCAACAUGGCUCGUCAAGCUGAUGCUUUCAUUGCUCUUCCCAGUGGAUAUGGAACCUUGGAAGAGCUGCUUGAGAUCAUAACAUGGUCUCAACUAGGUUUUCAUCACAAGCCUGUUGGAGUUUUAAACACGGACGGGUAUUACGAUUUGUUGCUAGGAUUGUUCGACAAAGGAGUGGAGGAAGGUUUCAUUUAUCCUUCGGCAAGAAACAUUGUCAUCUCUGCCUCGACUCCUUCCGAACUACUAGACAAGAUUGAGGAUUAUGCAUCAAUGGUCGGACCAAGUGAUGAUGAUAGCAGCAACAGCCGAGGAACAACAGGGGAGGCAAACUGAAAUCUAAAAAAACAAAUUCAUUGCAUCCUUCUCUUCUUUUACUUACUUACAAUUAUCA
Messenger RNA from Impatiens glandulifera, 713 nucleotides. Its product is annotated as cytokinin riboside 5'-monophosphate phosphoribohydrolase LOG8-like. Gene Ontology annotation, molecular function: hydrolase activity, hydrolyzing N-glycosyl compounds. Gene Ontology annotation, cellular component: cytosol; nucleus. Gene Ontology annotation, biological process: cytokinin biosynthetic process. The coding region runs from base 38 to 655 and encodes 205 amino acids. The record is from RefSeq and is a predicted model, not a curated record. The transcript has 7 exons. Lineage: Eukaryota; Viridiplantae; Streptophyta; Magnoliopsida; Ericales; Balsaminaceae.